Molecule: messenger RNA, 1081 nt
Organism: Rhodamnia argentea
Lineage: Eukaryota; Viridiplantae; Streptophyta; Magnoliopsida; Myrtales; Myrtaceae
Product: protein LITTLE ZIPPER 3
Exons: 2
Coding region: 471-716 (81 amino acids)
Source: RefSeq, a predicted model, not a curated record
ACAUAAAGAGACGAAACCCCACCCCCUGUCUCUCUCUCUCUCUCUGAUCGAACUUCAGUUUUUCCUCUGUUUCUUGUUUUUUUACUUUUCCGCAAAGAAAUGUUUGGUAUAGCCAUUCAUGUGUGACGUGCCCUGAAGAAAGCAGGACCGCUUGGGCUUUUCAGUGAAGGGGUGUCUCGUUAGUCGUUCUUGCUUUCCUCUGUGCUGGGGGGAAAAGGAGCACACUUUCUGAUGAAACAGCUCUUCGGUUCCAUACCGCAAACAUGACAUGUGGAUAGCAUCUUGAAAAUCAGUUUUCUCCAUCUGGGCGUGCUUGCUGUUUGUUUAUUUUCCGUGAGAAUGAAGUGGAAGUGCAUAUCGUUCUCAUUUGGUCGGAUGUAAACCCCGAGUCCCCUGCUUUACAGAAUCAGUUUAAACAGUCAACGAUGUAUUCACCAUCGAAGUAGAAAUGUGAAUUUUGAAAGCCGAGAAUGGAGAGGCUGAACUCAAAGCUCUACUUGCAAAACUGCUACAUCAUGAAGGAGAACGAGAGGCUGAGGAGGAAAGCCCAGCUCCUGAACCAGGAGAAUCAAGCCCUCCUCUCUGAGCUGAAGCAGAAGCUCUCCAAAUCCCCCAAAUCAAGCAACGACCCGAAUGGUGGCGCUGCCACAACCAUUCCAGACCUCAACCUCUGCUCAUCUUCCUCAACAAAUCCUACCAAGACCAGCAAACCCUGAGCCUAUCCAUCACCAUCAUGAUCAAGAAGAGCCACUAAGCCAAAAAAAAGAAAAAAGGAGGAGCUUGAUGAUAACCCUAGUUAGAUAGACUGAAUUGUCACCCUCCCUUUUUCUUUUUUUGGAGUAAUAUUUUGCCCAGCAACAGUGUUAGUUCUAGUUUCAGUUAUGUAGGGACUGUAGCAGCAGGACCAGGAGAAGCAGUAUCUUCUUAUGUAGCUGUAGAUUUUUCUAGUAUUCAGUCCUUGUCUUCCCUUGUCUGUCUUAGCAUCUCUCUCUCUCUCUCUUCCUCUUCCUCUUUCCUUUUGGGUUUUUUGGGUGGGGGGGUCAAUAGAUAAGAAAUAUUUUGCCAGACCAUGGUUCAUAGU